CCGCAACACCCGGCUGCGGAAAAAGGCUUACACGAAGAAAUUGAAGGAGCUGGUGGACGACUUGGAACGGCAGCGGGAGGAGGAAGACAGGGCCAAGGACGUGCUGGCCUCCCGGGCCUUGGAGGAGGUUCACCACCGAAACACCGUCGUCCACUCCUUCCUACACUGCCGAGCCCGGGACGAACGCGACCGAAGGAAAUGGGCCCAGGUCCUGGACGAGGACUGCGUGCUCACGCUGCCAAUCACCCCCUACCGUUUUUUCCCCCGGGGGGAGGUGCACAAGGGGGUACGCGUCGUCCAAGG
Molecule: messenger RNA, 303 nt
Organism: Nannochloropsis gaditana CCMP526
Exons: 1
Source: RefSeq, a predicted model, not a curated record